Molecule: messenger RNA, 3936 nt
Organism: Fusarium falciforme
Lineage: Eukaryota; Fungi; Ascomycota; Sordariomycetes; Hypocreales; Nectriaceae
Exons: 1
Coding region: 1-3936 (1311 amino acids)
Source: RefSeq, a predicted model, not a curated record
AUGCCGACCAAAGCCCCUGAAGCGACAUCCUUAAUGGUACAGGAUGAAGGUGCGGAAGAGAGUCAACCUCGACGUGGCACAGCGACUAGGCCAUUUAGACAGCCAUUCUGGUUGUCCAAAGUUGCCCUGUUCCUCUUCUUCCUCACGUUCAUCGCCUGCAUCAUUGCCCUCGUCGUCCUGGACCGAGUCGUCACUUCUCGAAAUGGCCUACCACUCACUAUUUCUACCAGCUCAUACUCGUGGACCUACGGCCCGACCGCGAUUCUCAUCGUUAUUCUCAGUCUCUGGAGACGUGUCGAUUACAACUUCAAAGCGAUCCAGCCAUGGUGUGAGCUGUUCACUGGACCCUCUCCAUCAUCCAGGUCAAUUCUCCUUGACUACAUCACCCCAUUUCAGGCGGUAAGCAUCACGAAAGCCCUAAAGCAUCGUCACUACCCCGUGGCUUCGACGAUCGCCGCGUUUUUCCUCCUCAAACUGGUUAUCCUUAUCUCGACGACGCUCUUUGUCAUGAGGGAAACAAGCCUCCGCGGGACAUUUAGCAUCACGUACCAAGACAGCCUCAACGCUACUGAUCUAUGGGCUCUUUAUUCCCAAGCCGACAUGGAUUCCCUAGCAGGCAAGCCUUACUUACACCCCGACUUCACUCCCGUAUUCUCUGGAGGGUCGGCCGCCCCAAUCUGGACAUAUCUUGGCAGUUUGAACAACGUCACGAGCAAUGAGACCCAGUGGCUACUGCCGGAUGAUCAAGUCACGCAAAGGUUUUCGCUCCUUUCUUCUCGGGCUACUGUUAGGAAGUUACAUGCUCCUGUGGACGUGUUUUUCCCCGACAUUACUUGCGAAGACGCUGUAGUUUUGGCGCCCAAAUCAGCACGAUAUCAUACUGUGCAGGAGUAUCGAGAGUACAAAUUCGUUUCGGAAUCAUGCAACAACAGUGGAGUGAUCCUCAACGUAUGCCGGGGGUCAAAGUACGGUGACUUGCCACUGCCUCCCGACGAAAGUUGCCAGCCUGAACCUCGCGCCUACACAGUCCAUCGCGUUAACUGCUCUGGCGUCAAUGACACACUCAAUCUCUGGAAUUACAAUGAGAUCCCCAUGGAUAGCUGGGCCACCUACAUCGAGGGAUAUGACAUACGUUAUGCCAUCACAGCUACUCAAUUCAAGCCGACCUGGGAUAACACCGAGCUCGCUGCAAUUGACUUGGUCAGGUCGGGAUGCAUCAUCUGCAAGGUUGGGUACGGCAUCGGAACCUCCGAGGCAACACUUGACUUGAUGACGGGGUCAGUCGCCCUUUCUCCUACCGGGAGGAACAUAACGACACUUCGAAAUCUGUCUAGCAAUGCGUUUGCCGAACUGCUAUGGAAAACCCUUGAACGGCCAGCUGAUUUUCUCGUGGUCGGAGACAAUGUUCCUACUCUCAAAGCAGCAGCCGAUCCUAAGUUUGGCCCCGUGCCUGGGGCCGAGGCUGUCCUUUUUCAGCUCAUGUAUGCACAGCUCGGUCGCCCAACCGAUCUGGGGAUCUUUUACGAAAGACCAAACCUCAAGAAUGCCAGCAUCUCAGUCCUAGAGGGCGUCGCUCGAGAAUUUGCCCGACAGUCGCUCCUAGUCCCAAAACUGCGAAGGGCUGAUGCCCAGGGUAUGAAGAUCGAGAAUCGACUGCACAUGAGGCGCCUGGCGGUCUGGAUCAUGGCAGGUGGCUUUUGUGCGUUGGCGAUAAUUUGCCUGCUGUUGCUAUGGUCGGCCCAUCCCGUUACUCGGAUCCCUUCCAUCUCGGCCUCUAUAGCUGGUCAUGCAGCCAUACUCGCCAACAGCCCAAACGCACAGGCUGCCCUGACUGGUGCCGGGCAUCUGUCUGAGUGCGAGUUAAAGAGAAGUCUCGCAAGACUUCAGUUUUCUGCUGUCACGGAUCGAGCUGGACGCUUGCAGCUCCGCGCUGAGACGGCAUCUGCGCCCUCCAAUCCUCUGCCCUGCCCGCCGCCAAAGGCUAGGCUGAAGAAACAUCGCUGGCUUCCCCUCGCUGUUCGUCUCCCGGUCAUCGGAAUCACCUACACUGCACCCAUUUUGUUGAUAGGGACUCUUGAGUUUCUACACCGACUGUUGAGAGACAAGGAUCACCUAUUGGUAGUCGGUACCAAAGACUCUGUCGCGUCAUCGUACGUGAUACGCCUUGUAUCUACCUUGGUGGUCUUCGGUCUGGCCACGAUGAUCAAUAAUCUCGACUUCACCAUCGUCACCUUUGCCCCCUACUCGAGCCUUCGAUUUGGAAGCGUCUCAGCAGAACGCAGUAUCCUGUUCAAUCCACUCUCAGUGAAUCCCUUUCUGGUCCUGUUCAAGACGAUUCAACAUGGUCAACUUGGCGCGGCGGCAUCUAAUGCGGCAACUCUCAUCGCUGGGUUUUUGACCAUCAUCGUGUCUGGUCUUUGGGUCCCUAUGGACUCUCGUGUUGUCAACCAACCCUCAUCAGCCUCGGUUGAAAAUUGGGACUUGCGUUGGUUGGCCAAUCCAGCCGACGACGGCGGUGCAGGUAUUCGGCUGAACUUGAUCCGAAACAGUGGUGCUGUCACACCGACCACGAUCUGGAACGACCUGGUAGUACCCCAGAUCUCAUUCCCACCAAAUGGCACGUACGGGUCUCAUCGCAAAGUCAGUAGUACCUUUGAUGUACUUGCUCUUCAACCGGUCCUUAACUGUACUGUACUGCCGCAAGAAGCCAUUUCGGCGCCCCCUUUGGGCUACAAGGAGCAAGCCGGUAAAAUGGGUCACUUUGUUUGGGUCUCAAGGAGAAUGAUUUUGGUAAAUCCUCCAAGGAUCGAGCCAGAAUGCUCCUUCACAUCUAAUAACAGCUUCGCGGACCUUAAAUUCAGCAGAACGUAUGAAACCGAGAGCGGCAUCUGGGUCGGACAGUACAUCGACCUUACCAACUCGACCGCUGGCCAAGUCAGCAAUGUGUGCCCAUCCAUCGGCAUGUUUUUCGGGCAGAUUCGCGAUGUGAAUGUGACGGGUCUGACAGGUCUCGUGUGCACCCAGGGGAUCAAUGAAGUUCCGGUGACAAUCAACUACCGAGGCGACCCGGCCCUUGGAGAAAUCAAUAGCCUUCGGGUGCGAGGUCAGUCCCAAGCUCUCAAGAACAAGACCAGCGGAUCCCAUACCCUAGGCUAUAAACUCAAAGGAUUCAUGGACUCAACCCUCCUCAAUUUCGCAAGAAAUGACCCAGAGUACCAAUACGACCCCUUUUUCAACCAACUGGUAAAGCGCCCCAAUGGAUAUUCGCGAGAGGAUCUCCUGGGGCCCAACAAUGCCGACAAGCUGGUCAAAGCCGUUACACAGGACUACUGCGAGUACAUGAGGCACAUCAUCGAUCGCAAUUUCCGAGCAAGCAACAGCUCUCGAACCAGCUUUUUGAGUGCUACAGAUGGGAAUUCGGCAACUUCAUCUCGCACAAUAAUAACUGGCUCGUACUCUGCGGAGGUGACGCAUCUUGUCAUCGACAGCACCUCAAAACGUAUCCUUCAGAUACUCCUUGCCAUCAUGACAGGGCUUAGCCUCCUGGGCUUUGUUCUAGUCAAGAUACGUGGAACCCUCCCGAGGGAUCCAUGCAGUAUUGGAAGCACAAUGGCUUUACUGGCCGACUCACAAUUAUGUGACCGAGAAUCAGGGGUUAUGCCUCAGAACGCAGAACAUAUGAGUGAACGCCAGUUGAAGCAAGUUUUUGAUGGAUGGGUGUUUAGCCUAGGAUGGUGGCAUCGCGAUGCACACUGUGGAAGUACAGCUCCAGAGGAGGUCUAUAGUUCAGGUUCUUCGGGAAAUCUUGCAAGCGACACGGAGUGUGAAACCAGGAAAAACGAGAAACUAUUUGGCAUCGACAUUGGGAGGGCUAACUCUUGGGGCUGGCGAUUUGGGGGCCUCAAGCAUCCUGGGGUUGAAAGAAGAUACCGGUAG